Diprion similis is the source of this 2325-nucleotide messenger RNA. RefSeq names its product fatty-acid amide hydrolase 2-A. Bases 354 to 2012 code for a protein of 552 amino acids. NCBI's taxonomy places the organism in Eukaryota, Metazoa, Arthropoda, Insecta, Hymenoptera, Diprionidae. The transcript is spliced from 9 exons. The record is from RefSeq and is a predicted model, not a curated record.
UUAGUUGUUGACUGACUUCGAAGGUUUGAACCUCGUUGCCGGGACGUUGUAUGAAAAACUGAGAGAACGACGGCGCGCAAACGAAUUGUCAGAAGUUUUAUAAUAACUGCAAAAGUGUUCAAUUCAAAUAUACACCAGUUACAGGUGUCGACGAACUCUUAAUCACAUGUGCGUAUCGCAUCUUACGCGUGAGUCACAAUUAUUCGCCUACGGUUUCACCGCACCAUCAAGGACGGCCUGUUACGAUUCGUAAUCGCCAGAAUUAAUCAUCCCGAGGUUGGCCAUAAUCUCUAAGCACCCAGAAGUCGAGCUGUAGAUGAGAUACGAGCGCAGCUGCAUUCGGCACGACACAGAUGUCAAGCAAAAACAGAAAGGAAAAGCCAAAAAUGAAGCGAAUAGUUCAAGUUGUCAACCUUUUCCACCGACUUAUCGAGUUGAUAGCGAGGGGAGUGUUUAGCUUGAUUGCGUAUUUCUGUCAUCCCAAGGAAUGUCAACCUCCGAUAAAGAACCGUAUCCUAUUGUACAGCGCCUCGACUUUAGCUGCUCAGAUUCGCCAGAAAGAGAUCACUUCAGAAGAAGUAGUUCAAGCCUACAUAGAUAGAAUUAAAGAAAUUCAACCAAUUUUAAAUUGCGUCGUCGAAGAUCGUUUUGAAGAGGCACUAGAGGAAGCUCGAAAAUGCGACAAAAUGCUGAGAUUGUCAAACGCACCAUCUAUCAAGGUUUUAACAACGGAGAAACCGUUUCUUGGAGUACCAUUUACGACAAAGGACUGUAUCGCUGUUGCGGGAAUGAAGCAAACGGCUGGAUUAGUUGCUCGUAAAAAUACAGCUUCUGAUAGAGAUGCGGAGACUGUCAAAUUAAUGAGGGCUGCUGGUGCUAUACCGAUUGCUAAAACUAACGUUUCUGAGUUGGCGAUGUGGUGGGAGAGUAGCAAUUGCAUAUAUGGAACAAGUAGGAACCCCUACAACACGAGGCACAUUGUUGGAGGUUCAUCUGGCGGUGAAGGUGCUUUGAUAGCAGCAGCAGGCUCACCAUUUGGAAUUGGUUCAGAUAUUGGAGGAUCGAUCCGUAUGCCUUGCUUUUUCAAUGGUAUUUUCGGACACAAGACAUCAAGGGGGGUUGUUUCAAAUGACGGUCAAUAUCCGAGUCCUCAUCACGAAGAACAGGAUGUUCUUCUCAGCCUUGGUCCGAUGUGCAGAAAUCCAUUUGACUUGAUUCCCAUGCUCAGGGUAUUAGCUGGAAAGAAUGCUAGUAUGCUUAAUCUAGAUAGUAAAGUGGAUCUUUCCAAAUUAAAGAUUUAUUAUAUGGAAGAUGAUGGCGGGCAACUCUUAGUGAGCUCAGUUGAGCCUGAAAUAAAAGAGGCAAUGUAUCGCGUCAUUGAUUACUUCGCAAGAGUUCACAAGGUGAAGGCAAAAAAAGUCGAUAUAAAGAAAUUGAAAAGGAGCACUGACCUUUGGUUAGCAAACAUGAGUACAAAGGAUGAAAGAGGAUUUGCAUAUGAAUUGUCCAACCGGACAGGAGAGCUAAAUAUAUGGUGGAAGUUGGCUCAAUGGUUCACCUUUAUGGGUCCUCACACAUUCAUCGCAUUGAUCACUGUACUAGUUGAAAGUUUCGGAAUUAAAUUCGGAAGCGAAAAACAUACGAAACUCAUUCAGCAAAGUAGAGAUCUUUAUCUAGAGUUUAAGGACAUGCUAGACGACGGCGGCGUAUUUUUUUAUCCCACACAUCCCACCGCAGCGCCGAUGCAUCAUGAGCCACUGUUGAAGCCAUUUAAUUUUUCUUAUACUGCAAUUUUUAACGUCUUGGGUGUGCCUUCAACUGCUUGCCCAUUGGGUCUUAAUCAAAACGGUCUUCCUAUUGGUAUACAGGUGAUCGGCGGUUUGUACCAAGAUCAUUUAACCCUUGCUGUCGCGGAGGAAAUUGGACGAGCAUUUGGUGGGUGGGUUCCACCACCGCUUACCGAAAACGGUGCGAGAAUCGAAGUUCCAACAGAUAUUGCGUUGUACACAUGAUCGUAAAAGCGGCAUGAAUAGUGAUACAUUUUUUAUUUCAAAUUUUCCUUUCUUCCAAAAAUAUUACAAAACGGGAAUAAACUUACUCAAAGAAUGUAUUCUAAAGACGUAACAAAGUACAUUGCCAUUGAAUACCUCGAUUCUUGAAACAAAGUAUGAAAUCUACCUAUAUUAAUUAGCAACAGGCCUAAACAAAAGGUUUUCCAGUCUGAGGAUACUAAUGUCUACUGUAAUAUUCCAAGUAUUCAACAAAGCUAAAAUAAUAUUUAUACAUGUAUAUUUAUGUACCGAAUAAAUCAAUUUUUAUUCAUAC